Molecule: messenger RNA, 1570 nt
Organism: Bombina bombina (fire-bellied toad)
Lineage: Eukaryota; Metazoa; Chordata; Amphibia; Anura; Bombinatoridae
Product: glyoxylate/hydroxypyruvate reductase B-like
Exons: 6
Coding region: 489-1469 (326 amino acids)
Cellular component (GO): cytosol
Molecular function (GO): hydroxypyruvate reductase [NAD(P)H] activity; NAD binding; glyoxylate reductase (NADPH) activity
Source: RefSeq, a predicted model, not a curated record
CGCUUCUACUGCUUUCAGCUUUACUUUUGCUUAGGAGAUACGCCCUGUUCUAUCUGCAUUUCCUGUGUUACUUUGGUGCUACAAGCUUAGCAUUCCUCUCCAACUCCCGGAUCUCCAGUUUACCACCUCUGCUGACUUCGACAUUUAAAUCUUCCUUCAUCUCUUUCAGUGUUCCAGAUCUCCCCAGCAGCCUCCUCCCUCUCUUACACCAGCUGUUACACUCGAUCUGUGACUGCUAAUGAAACAUCCCAACUCUGUAUCAUCUCUCCUUUCACUCAGACGCUGCCACUGAACUCAACGUGCUUUAUUUGCUCUGCUUCAUCUGUUCGGCUCACACAGUCAUUGUCCUGGUUCAGUUUUUAACAUUACACAGCCAUUGAUUGUAUUCCAGCUGCAGCAUAUCCAUCCAGCCUGCUUCUCCCUCACAGCCAGCUAUUUUCUUCACCACUCCUGCAGAGUUAAUUUGUUUCUCUCUACUAAGUACGACAAUGGAGGAGCUUCCAUUUGCUUUGCUAUCAUAUAGAGAAGGAACCCAUGGAUUUCCAGAAAUCUAUGAACCAAUUGCAAGAAAGUGUUUCCAAACAGUGUAUUUUGAAGAAUUUCUUGGUAAUAAGGAAAAAUAUUCAGAAAAGAUUCAAGUUCUCCUAGUAUGGAUGCAUGUGCCCAAAGUUGAUAGCAAACUUCUUGAUUCUCUUCCAAACCUUCGAGUGAUUGGAAGUUCUGGAGCUGGCGUGGAUCACCUGGAUCUACAGCUGAUAUCUGGCUAUGGUAUUACUGUGACAAACACACCACAUGUGGGAGAUGAUGCCACAGCUGAGAUGGGCAUGGCACUCAUGUUGGCAUCUGCCAGGAAUGUAGUGGAAGGUAACCGAAUUUCAAGUUCACUGGAAACCAAGAAUUUUGAUUUAAACUGGGUGGGUGAUGAAGUUACGGAGGCUACAUUGGGUAUUAUUGGCAUGGGAAGCAUUGGCUACACUGUAGCUCUGCGAGCAAAAGCUUUCAGAAUGAAGAUACUUUAUCACAACAGGAGACAAAGGUCACCAGAAGAUGAAGCGGCAGUGGGAGCCGUAUACUGCAGUAAUAUGACAGACUUGCUGCAGCAGUCAGAUUUUGUGAUGCUUGUUGUGAAUCUGACACCAGAAACCCAUCAUCUAAUUGGAAAACAGCAGCUACAACUAAUGAAGCCCACAGCCACUCUCAUAAACAUCAGCCGAGGACAAGUUGUUGAUCAGGAAGCUUUGGUGGAAGCACUUGAUAGUGGCACAAUAAAAGCUGCUGCUUUAGAUGUCACAGUCCCAGAGCCACUCCCAAGGAAUCACCCUUUACUAAAAAUGAAGAAUCUCAUUGUGACACCUCAUUUAGGAAUUGCCACUGAGAAAACCAGAAGGAAAGUUGCAGAAAAACUAGUGUCAAAUGCUUCUGCCGUCUUAAGGGGCUUGCCUAUAACAGACAUAGUGAUAGCAUCAUGACACUGUGCUUUUAGAGGAUGUAUAUUUGUACUUUUACACAUUAACUUUCUAAUGAAACUACAGUACAUAAAAGUACACAAAUAAAUUGUUUUUAAUAUUCA